This is a messenger RNA of Triticum dicoccoides, 573 nucleotides long. RefSeq names its product 23 kDa jasmonate-induced protein-like. NCBI's taxonomy places the organism in Eukaryota, Viridiplantae, Streptophyta, Magnoliopsida, Poales, Poaceae. Bases 86 to 541 code for a protein of 151 amino acids. The transcript has a single exon. The record is from RefSeq and is a predicted model, not a curated record.
UGAACGCAGAGGCCAUCCAUACAUGCAAAUACUUUUGGUUCCUUAUAUACUAUAAUUGGUGAAGGAAGGAAGGAAGGAAGGCCGCAUGACGACUCCUUUUGGGCUACCGAUCACGGAGGACACCGUGGGAGCAUUGUCCAGGUACCAUGGAAAGAAGGUGAUCACCCAGGAUGACUGCGCACGAGAAGCCAUGAGGCUGAUACACGCCGAGGGCAAGAACCUGGAUGCUCUCGAACACGCGUGGAAGCUCAAGGAAAAUUAUGGCAAUGGGAUGAGCACCUUGGUCCUCGUCUACAACGCCACCGGCGCCCGCGUGACCUUGGAGCAGAGGCAUGACUGGCAAGGCUACGUCUAUAGAAACCAGCCGCCGCCCAGCAUGCACAACGGCCAGUGGAUCUCCUUCCUCCACGUCGGGACCGGCACGGCCAGCCGUGCCGGCAGGGUCUUCCGUGGCCGGGACAAGAACGGCAAAAUUCGCGACUUCGUCGUCGCCUGGUUUAUCCCGUUGAACCUCCAGCCAACAGCAGUAAGUACUGAGUAGUAGAUAUCGUCUACAUAUUUUUUAUACAUUCA